Molecule: messenger RNA, 330 nt
Organism: Oikopleura dioica
Lineage: Eukaryota; Metazoa; Chordata; Appendicularia; Copelata; Oikopleuridae
Source: the annotation of a GenBank genome assembly
AUGACCGAUGUAGAGAGUGCUUCUUUUGAUGAAAGCUGGUCAGAUGACUCUUGGAGCUCGAUUUCUGACGGUUCUUCUCUUGACGAUUGGAUUUGUUCAUUUGAAAAUCGAGUCAGUGACGACCACCGCGACGAUUCCAUACCUGACCAAGACCCUCAUCAUGGUACCCUAGGCUCCCUUCAAAACUCAGGAUCUAAGAGAAAAAAUAAAGAGAAAGAAGAAAAAAUGACAGCGAUUCAGAAUGCUCUACUACUUUCAUUAAAACUGCUAAUUUUCAUCAAAUUGAAGAAGUUUUUUGAAAGCUGUUCACGAAUAUACAUCUCUCGAUAA